AUGCCAGUAUUGAAAAAGACAAAAGGGAGCAAAUCCUGGCAGAAAAUUGCUGAUGAGGCACAGGCACUUCGCGAUCAAAGCCUAGUCGAUGUUGGAAUAACCAUUUCAUUACCACCUCGGCUUCCAACAAACGUCAUCAAUAUUCCGGAAAAAGUUUUGUCAGAGAAAAAUAUUCGAAUAACAUCUUUAUCGCCCCAAGCGCUUAUAGAUUUAAUCUCUAGCGGCAAAUUAUCAGCUCGGGAAGUGGUACAGGCCUUCCUAGAAAGAGCCGUGGCUGCUCAGAAGCUCACGAACUGCCUGACUGAACUUCUCCCGCAACGAGCUAUUUCUCGAGCUGCCGAGCUCGAUAACCACCUUUCUCGAUGUUCCAUUCCAAUUGGUCCUCUUCAUGGUUUGCCCAUAAGCAUCAAAUCCCAUAUCGGCAUUGCUGGUCGGCCUCUUACCUACGGUUAUUGCGCCCCAUUCCACUCACGUACCCGUCCUGUAUCAGAUUCAUUGGUGGUACAAAUUCUCACGCGUGCUGGAGCCGUCGUCCAUGCCCGAACAACUGAGCCUCAAAGCAUGAUGCAGCUUGAAUGCGCCUCAAAUAUAUAUGGAAUCACCACGAAUCCGUAUUCUCACGUCGCUCUGUCUUCAGGUGGCUCGUCUGGUGGUGAAGGAGCGCUGCUAGCAUUGCGCGGCUCGGUCCUAGGCGUAGGCAGUGAUGUGGGUGGAUCGAUUCGUGUCCCAGCUGCUGCUUGUGGGAUUUAUGGGUUGAAGCCAACAGCAUUUCGGGUACCAACGACUGGCUGGAGCAGUACUCCGCCGGGAGCAGACCCAAUUGUAACGGUGCUGGGUCCGAUGGGCGUUAAUCUGGAAGUGUUGGAAAUAUUCAUGAGAGUCGUUGUGGCUGCAGAAUCAUGGAAUAUCGAGCCAGCAAUCAUACCCUUACCAUGGAAAACAGUACACAUAGACCCGACCAGAGAGAAGCCGCUGCGUUUGGGGAUAAUAUGGCACGACGGAAUCGUCCAGCCACAUCCACCAGUGCAGAGGGUGCUCAGAGAGUUUGCAGAGAAAGUGAGCGGGUUGCCGCAGGUAGAGGUGGUUAAUUUUCCGGCCUAUAAGCAUGACGAAGCGUGGGCUAUUGUGUCUAGCUUAUACUUUACUGAUGGAGGCGAUGCUGAUAUUGCGAUCAUGGCUGAGUCGGGAGAGCCAUGGCUGCCAUUAACUGAGUGGAUCAUGAAGGAAAAUCCUGGGGUGAAGAAGCUGAGCCGCGGGGAGCUAGAGUACUGGCUAGAAGAGCGAGAGGAAUUCAGGUUGGAGUAUUCCCAUCAUUGGAAUAAAACGGGGCGUUGGAAUGAUGUUUCUCGAUUAUGGGAACACACUGUUGAUGCUAUAAUAUGUCCAGUUGCACCUGGAGUGGCGACUCAGCAUAAUACAGCAAAGUAUUGGACAUAUACAGCAGUGUGGAAUCUACUGGACUAUCCUGCAUUGACUUUUCCUGCUGGAAGAGUUGAGAAAGAAAUUGAUAUCAAGGACAAUCGGAAACGAUUUCUGAGUGGCUUGGACGAGGAGAACUGGCAGCUCUACAACCAUGAGACAUUCCACGGUAUGUCCGUUGGUCUGCAAAUUGUUGGCCGCAGAUUUGAGGAUGAAAAGAUCAUUGCUAUUCUAAAGUUUCUUGAAAAAUAUAUUUAG
Messenger RNA from Trichoderma virens Gv29-8, 1677 nucleotides. RefSeq lists its product as uncharacterized. The coding region runs from base 1 to 1677 and encodes 558 amino acids. The record is from RefSeq and is a predicted model, not a curated record. Lineage: Eukaryota; Fungi; Ascomycota; Sordariomycetes; Hypocreales; Hypocreaceae. The transcript is spliced from 3 exons.